GGCAGGGGUACAUCAGUCAUAAGAAGUCCUUCUUCAGAUAAGAUACUAUACCCUGUACUCGAUGUUCCCACAAUGUUUCAGUGAACAUGUGCUCUAUGUUCUGCUGCACAAACAUUCUUUAUAAUGGAAGUCAAAUGGCUUUGGAAAUACCAAACUUAAAAUGCCCUAGGUAAUAUUGAAUUCAACAGAGAGCAAUACUUGGGAUGGAUGCCACUGGUGGUGUGAACGAUUACAUAGCAGGAUGUUUAGGCGGAAUAGCAGGGCUUGUUGUAGGGCAUCCCUUUGAUACAACUAAGGUUCAGAUGCAAACCCAGCUGGCAGGCCAUCAUUACAAAGGUACAUGGGAUGCGAUCAAGAACAUCUAUCAUCAUGGGCUGGGAAGGGGCUUCUUCCGUGGGCUAUCAUUUCCACUGGUUUCAUAUGGGGCUAUUAAUUCAGUCUUCUUCGGUGUGUAUGGAAACAGUCUCCGUUGGUUGCAUCCAGACACCACAACUCAGCCUUCCUAUAGAGACAUUUAUAUAGCUGGAUGCAUUGGGGGUACUGCCCAGUUGGCUAUUGCUUGUCCCGUAGAUGUAGUAAAAGUGGUGCUGCAGUCUCAGAUACCACACGGUAACGAGAAGACUCGUUCUGGGUACUUCAAGGGGCCUUUGGAAUGCAUGAGCAGCAUAUACAGACAGUGUGGCAUAAAGGGCAUGUAUCGUGGUAUGUACAGCAUGGCAUGGAGAGACAUUCCAGCUUAUGGGCUUUAUCUUCUUGUCUAUGAGGCAAUGUACGAUGGUAUGCAAAGAACACAGUUGUUUGACAAGCAUGGAAUUUUUGCUAGUCUUUUUGCUGGUGGAUGGGCAGGGGUCAUAUCAUGGUCAGUCAUCAUCCCUUUUGAUGUGAUAAAAAGUCGCAUCCAGGCAGACAUGCAUGGCCUGGUUUAUAAAAGCACCACUGAUUGUAUACGGAAGACAUACCAAGAAGGAGGGUAUAGAAUUUUUUUCACGGGGCUAGUUGUAACUGCAAUUAGAGGAUUUCCUACUUGUGCUGUUACAUUCCUAGGGUAUUCACAAGCUUUAAGGUACCUAAACCAAAUCCACGCAGAACCAGAAACCAUUUGUCAUCAGCCAGAGAUUGUUAGUGCUGAGGUUGUCAAGUAGAAAAUUACCAGCUUAAGGAAAACAUUACUAUGUCAUUUUUUGAUAGCUAUAAAAUACCCGCUUCAUUGUUCAGUAGAUUAUUUUUGGUGUUUAAAAAAAAAGAAAAAAAAAGCUAAUCCCAUGCACAUUGAUUGAUUCCAUUGAUAUAGGUGUUAUGGCAGCCUUUAAAUUACAAACUCAGGAAAUUUUAAUGUUAUAUAUAAACAGCAGCACGUAGUAAAUUUUUUCUUCUUCCUAAAUGAUUAAGAUUACUUGGAGGUAAAUAAAUAUACUUUAGAUAUGUUGAAUAAGUGUUUCAAUCAACUUUUGUUUACAUGCAAGAAGUAAGUUAUUUAGUUAUAAAUUAUUUUAUGAACAAUUCAUGAGAUUAACUUCUUCAUGACAUGUACAAUCAUUAGAAUAAUAGUAUGUUUAAUUUAUAAAUAUUUUAUCAUCAUUAUGGCAUUCUUUAAGGAGGAAUAUGAUAUUUGUUCUGCUAAAAUGACAGUAGAUUGGAAGUAUGUUUUGUAGUUUGUAUUUUUUAAGCCCAUUAGCAGUGUAGUUUCUAUGUUUAUUGGUCAAUAAAAUGCCAUUUUUAUUGCAUUUUUAUGUAUUACAUUGCCAUAAUAUAUGUAUUUCAUGUUACAUUUUUACAAAAGGAAAUGCAUAUGAUUACAUGCAUUUAAAAUAUAGUUUUCAAGAAUUCUUUAUAAGUGUAAAUGUGGGUUUCACAUAACAAACACACCAAAAUAUGCGAGUACCAGUCAUCUCACUCCAUUCUGUGGUAUACAUUAGUAAGUGGGUGAAAUAUUGACAACAGCAGACUAACAUAUCCGGGGAUCAAAUGUGGCUGACCCAAUUGAAAGCUUGUUGCAUUAUCCCCGCGGAGAAUCUAUUCAUCGUCAAUUAUGGGAUUUAUGUGGCAAGCUUUUAAGUGGGUUCCCAUUUUUAAUAUGCGGGUCUGUAAGUCUGCUGUUGUGAAUUCAGCCAAUGUGACCCACCAGUAGAGGCCAGGUAUGACCAGGGUUUACUGUGAUAAAUCGCAUAAUUCACUGUCUCUGAGGGAAAAUUAGGUCUGUGCAAACUGAAUUUCUUGUGGGACCAAAGAAAGGGGCUUUGUAUAAUGUUGGGUAUUGCUCUGGCAAUUCUAUGAUAACACCUAAAGAGUGCCAUGGAAAUAUUUGAUGAAUUUUAUGAGUUAAAAGUCAUAGCAUAUAUGUCUACACAUGCACAUUUGAUAAUGUUAUGGAAGUCCAAAUUAAAGGCUUGGUUAAGACAUACUUAACCAAAGAUAUAUAAAUAUAAACAUACAAAAACACUAGUUUGCUCAAUUUACUAAUUUCCCUUAGUAUAGAUCUUCCUUUAUUACUAUACAGAUAUUUAGAUUCCAUAACAGCACUUUUUAUGACAAAAGAAGUUGUUACCAUUCUUCUUUUAACAGGCAUGAAAGACCUGUUUUAAAGUUUUCAAGUCAGUAAUGUUAUGCUUUAAUGCUUUUUCUUGCUAGAACAUUUUUGAGUUGACAGUAUAACUUGUUUAUUUUAGAACAAAUAUCAGAUGAACAUGAACUGAAGCAACCAAUAAGGCUGCCAUUAUUGUUCCCAUUAUUAUUUAAUAAUUAAUUAUGUGGUAAUAAAAAUAACUUUAUUUGCUUAUUUUUCUAGCCUAGCAUAUGCUUUUUCUUUGGUUAUUUGAUAUUUAUUGAACAAUUUGCACAUGCUCAGUAUAUGGAAUAUGAUAUGAUAUACAAAAAUAUUGUUGAUCUUAUGAGAUUAUUUUCAAAAAUUAAUGCAAAAAGUUUCUUUAUUUAAUAUAUUAUAUGCACAUUUCUAGUGAAUGAAGUCACAUUUUCUGCCAAAUAUUACUUGACUUUUAAAAGUGGAAGAAUGUUUUUAUUAUUAUUA
Molecule: messenger RNA, 3025 nt
Organism: Lingula anatina
Lineage: Eukaryota; Metazoa; Brachiopoda; Lingulata; Lingulida; Lingulidae
Product: methylated amino-acid transporter SLC25A45-like
Biological process (GO): mitochondrial L-ornithine transmembrane transport
Cellular component (GO): mitochondrion
Molecular function (GO): high-affinity L-arginine transmembrane transporter activity
Source: RefSeq, a predicted model, not a curated record